Messenger RNA from Chara braunii, 651 nucleotides. The record is from the annotation of a GenBank genome assembly. NCBI's taxonomy places the organism in Eukaryota, Viridiplantae, Streptophyta, Charophyceae, Charales, Characeae.
GGCAAAGCAAGAAGCAUGGGCAAGAGCGGCAGGCGCUCGUAAAACAACUUGUCUAGCCCUAAGAUUGGUACUGACCGGCGUGCGACUGAAAGCUGACAAGACAAUGAGGAGUUCUAGAGAUCGUCAAGAGGCUGGAGGAGAAAAGUCGGGAGAAGGAGGAGAAAAGAAGAAGAAGGUGGAGAAAUUAAGAAAGAAACUGGAGGAAGAGAAGAGAAAGAAAGAGGAAGAGAUGAAACAGCUGAAGGAGGAGAUGAAGAAGAACAUGGAAGAAGAAGCAAAGACCAUCGACGAAGAGGAAGAAGAACAGGAGGAAGAAGAGGAACGGUUGGAAAGGAGGAGAGGAGUUGGAGAGGAAAGGCCUGACGAUGCAGAGAGUAGCCAGGCCGGGCAAUUGAGACUCGUCCAGACAGAUGACGAGGAUUGCGUGGCGAAGUUCGGAUUCCAUACCAAGAUGCUGGAUGAGACAGAGGAGGGGAGAAGGGAAUUUGCAACGAGAUUGGAGGCAGUCGCUGACAAGGAAGACCGGGACCUGCUGUAGAAAGAGAAAGUUCCCUUCAUCAACGACUGCUAACCCAGAAAAGGAGGGAAUUCGACGAAAAGAAAAGGAUGAAGGAGGGAGGAGAGAGGCGUCAACAAAGGCAGAGGGAACAG